Molecule: messenger RNA, 945 nt
Organism: Gongylonema pulchrum
Lineage: Eukaryota; Metazoa; Nematoda; Chromadorea; Rhabditida; Gongylonematidae
Source: the annotation of a GenBank genome assembly
AUGUCGAAUACGCUUAUAUUUGAUAAUGGAUGCAGCACAAUCAAAGCUGGAUAUGUUACCGAUGAGAAACCGAGACUGCUUCCAAACUCGAUUGUGAAAACAAGGUCAGAGAGGAAACGAGUUUAUGUGGCCGAUGAGGUCGACGAGUGCCGUGAUCAUUCCAGUAUAUUUUUCUCAUCACCUGCUGAAAAGGGUUACAUUGUAAACUGGGAUGUGCAGCAGAAAAUCUGGGACCGUGUUUUUGGAGCAGAAGCUUUAAAUGUCUCAUUCUCGGAUACACGUAUCGUUAUGACUGAUCCAAUCUACAAUGUGCCGGCAAUACGGGAUUUUUCCGAUGAAAUACUUUUCGAGCAGUACGGUUUCCAUUCACUAGCCAAAGCAAGCGCUUCUUCGCUUGUUGCAUUGGCCGAUACAGUGGAUCAAGAAUACAAAGAUGAACUGUGUUGUGUUGUUGUGGAUUCGGGAUUCUCAUUUACACAUAUCGUGCCCUACUACAAAGGGAAAGCAAUACGUGAUGCUAUUUUAAGGAUAGAUAUUGGAGGCAAAGUGCUGACAAAUUUACUGAAAGAAUGGAUCUCAUAUAGACAGUUGAACGUGAUGGAAGAAACCUAUGUGUUGAAUGAAUGCAAGGAAGAUGUUUGCUUCGUUGCGGACGAUUUUACAAAACAUAUGAAAAUUGCUGAAUGCUGUGGAAGUGAGAAUACGGUUGUUUGCGACUACAUCCUUCCGGAUUUUGCAACGCACAGCCGUGGAUUCAUCCGCACUCCUGAGACUGGCAACACCGACGAUUUCCAGAAGCUGAGGCUUAAUGUAGAAAGAUUCGCCGUUCCGGAAACUCUCUUUUCUCCGGCAGACAUCGGAAUUUCUCAGAUGGGCAUCCCGGAAGCCAUUGCUGCAGCUGUAAAAAAUUGUCCAUAUGGUGAUUUUUGUCGCGCAAUUUUUUAA